AUGGAUGACAGUACUUGUUGUGAUCUUUCAAAUUAUGAAAUAUUGGCGGAGAUAGGUGAAGGCGCCUACGGGAAAGUGUACAAAGCUAGAGAGGUCCGUGAGCGACAAAGGCUGGUUGCUGUAAAAAAAUUGAACAUUGCUGCUGAUCCCGACACUGGAAUCCCUCAAUUCAUGAUCCGGGAGGUGGCGCUGUUACGGAAAAUAGAGCAUUUUCACCAUCCAAAUAUAGUGAAACUUCUGAAUGUGUCGGCUGGCGUGAGGAACCGCUCUCUGGACCUGACGCUGGUAUUCGAGUACAUCGAUCAAGAUCUCUCCACAUUUCUCUCUAUGGCGCCAGAGAACGGCUUGUCUCGAGAAAAAAUCAAAGACGUGACGCGGCAGUUGCUGCGAGGACUGGACUUUCUCCACACGAACAUGCUCGUGCAUCGAGACCUAAAGCCAGACAACGUGUUGGUGAGCAGCCGUGGCGAAGUGAAGAUUGCGGAUUUCGGACUGGCCAGGAUCUAUACCUAUAAUAUCGCCCUCACGCCAUGCGUGGUGACUCUAUGGUACAGGGCCCCAGAAGUGCUGCUCCACUGUGGGUAUAUGUCCUCAGUUGAUCUCUGGAGUGCAGGGUGCAUUUUCGCUGAGCUCUUCUUACUGAGGCCUCUAUUUCGCGGAUACACAGAAGCUCAGCAGCUACAGAAGAUCUUUGAGGUGAUUGGCUUACCCAAAGAAGAGGAGUGGCCCAGGGAAAGCCCCGUCUGUUACAACCCGGCCUGGGCCGCUCAGGGCUCCUCCGCUCAGCUGCAGGCUCGUCUGGGUCGAGAAGAGAACGACCUGCUUUUCCAAUGUUUGACAUUCAGUCCAGCCAGUCGCAUCUCAGCCUGCAAAGCUUUGUCCCACCCCUUCUUGGCAGAUCCCUAAGUGUUUCUGGCUAUUGGACAAGAAGUGAGAAAAGUGAAAAGAGUGGAAGAGAAUGGGCCAAUGAAGAAACUUAUAGAGGGCUACAGACAUCAACUGCAAGAUUUACCCUUUAACUUGUGCCAUCU
Chanos chanos (milkfish) is the source of this 1031-nucleotide messenger RNA. It is a transcript of the gene cdk21, whose product is annotated as cyclin-dependent kinase 21. Gene Ontology annotation, cellular component: cyclin-dependent protein kinase holoenzyme complex; cytoplasm; nucleus. The record is from RefSeq and is a predicted model, not a curated record. The transcript has 7 exons. The coding region runs from base 1 to 906 and encodes 301 amino acids. Gene Ontology annotation, biological process: regulation of gene expression; signal transduction; G1/S transition of mitotic cell cycle. NCBI's taxonomy places the organism in Eukaryota, Metazoa, Chordata, Actinopteri, Gonorynchiformes, Chanidae. Gene Ontology annotation, molecular function: ATP binding; cyclin binding; cyclin-dependent protein serine/threonine kinase activity.